AUGGCAGAAAAUACAGAUAACUUGUCCCAGGUUCGACACGUGGUCCUGGUCCUGUCUGGGAAAGGCGGAGUUGGGAAAAGUACCAUUACGACAGAACUGGCUCUGGCUUUGAGACAAUCAGGCAGGAAGGUGGGGAUCCUGGACGUGGACCUGUGUGGCCCCAGUAUCCCGCGGAUGCUGAGUGUGGGGCGCCCGGACGUGCACCAGUGUGACGCGGGGUGGGUGCCAGUCUACACAGACGCUCAGAAAAGCCUGGCUCUGAUGUCCAUCGGGUUUCUCAUGGACGACCCCAACGAGGCCGUGGUCUGGAGGGGCCCCAAGAAGACAGCGUUGAUAGGUCAGUUCGUGACAGACGUGUCGUGGGGAGAGCUGGACGUCCUGCUGGUGGACACUCCUCCAGGGACAUCAGACGAGCACCUGGCCGUGUUGGAGAAGCUGAAGAACCAUCGAGUGGACGGAGCAGUGCUGGUCACCACUCCACAGGCCGUGUCGACAGGAGACGUCAGGAGGGAGAUCACGUUUUGUAAGAAGACCGGCGUUCGUAUACUCGGAAUAGUGGAAAACAUGAGUGGAUUCGUCUGCCCACAUUGUUCAGAAUGCAGCAACAUCUUUUCAAAGGGCGGCGGGGAGGAGCUGGCCAAACUCACUGGAUCCGUCUUUCUCGGCGCGGUGCCCUUGGAUCCACAGCUAAGCUCCAGCACAGAGGAAGGCAAGGACUUCAUGCAAUCAUUCCCAGAUAGUGCCACGUUCAAUUUGGUGGAGGACCAGACCUUUUUAGCGUACGAGUCCAGCUGCAUGACUUUCGGAGACCUGGCGAUUAAGUACUGCGCUCCGGCUCACAAGCUGAUCGUGGCCAGCGCUCAGGACGUGCAGGAGGUGUACUGCGACUGGCAGCGGUGGAUCUUGGGCGACCUCCCGUUCAGCCACGCCUUCUAUCGCAAGCACAAAGCCGGAUCUGAGAGCGGCGCCGCGGUCCAGGCUCCUCAGGACUCGGAGAAGGUGCGUGCCGAGAUCCAGGCGUUCGUCAAAGGUAUCGGCUCCAGCGUCAGUCCUGAGAAGCUUCUGGAAAAGGCCUUCUCCAUUCGGUUGUUCAGCCGCAAAGAGAUCACUCUGCUGCAGCUCACCAACGAGAAGUCCCUGCAGCAGAAAGGAAUCACGGUCAAACAGAAACGGCGGAACGUGCAGCUGGCUCUGAACCCCGACUCCUUCUCCUCGGAAAUCGUGAGCGCUAAGGAAAUGCGAGACAUCUGGGCGUGGAUCCCCGAGCGCUUUGCCCUGUGCCAGCCUCAGCUCGUCUUCACCACGUCCAACCACGGCUGCAGCCUGAACAGGUUCUACUCUCACUGUGAAGGCUACGAACCCACUCUGCUCCUCAUUCGGACGACAGACGGCGACGUGUGCGGAGCCUUCCUGUCCACAGACUGGGAGGAGCGCAAGAGAGGAGGCAAUAAACUCAGCUUUUUUGGAACUGGAGAGUGCUUUGUUUUUAAGCUAAAGCCAGAGAUGGAGCGUUACGAGUGGGUGGUGAUCCGCCAUCCUGAAUUAGCUUCUUCUUUAAAGACUAAGAGCGAGGACGACUCUGCUGCGUCUGAGGAGCAGGACGCCUGCAACAACCUGCAGCAGCCGGAGAAAUCCUUGGGGGAACUGUCUCCGUUUCUGUCCGCCCGCCACUUCAACCUCACCUCCAGAAAUACUUCCAUGUUCAUGGCUGGAAACUUUGAUUCCAUCAUCAUCGGUGGAGGCGAAGGCAACGCCCUGUACAUAGACUCUGAGCUGAACCACGGGCGAUCCGCAACAUGUGCCACCUUCGACAACCCGCCCCUGUGUGCAGAGACCUUUCAGGUGUCUCUGCUGGAGGUGUGGGGCUUCCAGGACGCCAUGGCCCCCUAA
Molecule: messenger RNA, 1890 nt
Organism: Knipowitschia caucasica
Lineage: Eukaryota; Metazoa; Chordata; Actinopteri; Gobiiformes; Gobiidae
Source: the annotation of a GenBank genome assembly